UUAUAACCAAUCGAUAAUUAUCUAUUGUCAUGCAACUAAGAGAUCAUUUUACAAUUUAAUAGAAAAUGAAAAGGUAUAAAACUAUGGACGUAGUCGUUGUGCUUGUAUCCAAAGAUGGUGUCGUUUGGAAGUGCCUGCUUUCUGUCGUUCUCCGUAUUGUGCUUUAGAGAUAUUCUCUGUGUUGUACCUCAUGCCCAAAUAAAAGGAAAUGUUGAGAAUUUCCUCAAGUUGACCCCAUGGAACUGGAAGCACCUGAACACGGCAUUCAAAGUGGACUCGCCCGUUUCUGUGGACAUAUCUCUCAUAUCACGCUACAGACUUACAGGAGGGAAACACAAGUAUCAGAACCUCAGAAAAAGAGAUUGUGCAUCCAUUCUGAAAAUUAUACCCUCAACAAGAGGAAGAAAUGGCGUCUACACUGUUUACCCGGAUAUGAAAACAAAGAAAUCGGUGUACUGUGAUAUGACGACAGGCGGAGGCGGUUGGAUGGUUAUUCAAAGGAGAAUCGAUGGAACUGAGAAUUUUUACAGGACCUGGAAGGAGUACAAAGUCGGAUUUGGCAGAGCUGAUGGAGAAUACUGGCUAGGUAAUGAAGUAAUUCAUAAACUAACCACAAGAAGACGGCAAGAAUUAAGAGUGGACCUUCAAAACUUCUCAGGCCAGAAGGCAUAUGCCAAGUACUCAACGUUUUCUUUGGGAAGCGAGUCCUAUAAAUACCGCUUGACAGCAAAUGGCUACAGCGGGACUGCAGGGAAUAGCUUAGAAUAUCACAAUGGGAGACCUUUUUCCACGAGGGAUCAAGACAAUGACUCGUGGAAGAAUUCCUGUGCUGUGAAUAGGAAAGCUGGGUGGUGGUUUGGAGACUGUGACAAUUCUGAUCUGAACGGAAUUUAUCAUAAAUCCGCUGUCAAAACGUGGGCCUGCGUUCUUUGGUACAAAUUUGGAAAUGUUAAUCGUUCCAUGAAGCAUGCUAGAAUGAUGAUCAGACCCAGCAGUUAGUUAUUGUGAAUUAAAGUAAUAUAAUGUU
This is a messenger RNA of Ostrea edulis (European flat oyster), 1027 nucleotides long. Its product is annotated as ryncolin-4-like. NCBI's taxonomy places the organism in Eukaryota, Metazoa, Mollusca, Bivalvia, Ostreida, Ostreidae. Bases 115 to 999 code for a protein of 294 amino acids. The transcript has 6 exons. The record is from RefSeq and is a predicted model, not a curated record.